AUCAAGCCGCCUUUCUGCUCCCCAUACUCUAGAAUUGUUUCUAAGUCAUCUCCAUUGUCCCUUAAACACAUUUGCUACACACUACCAACUUCACAAACAUGCCGUGUCGUCCAGGAAUCUCCUCUAUGUCGCUAGGGCGAUGCUACGCCGGCCAUAGUCUCGAACACAAGCUAUCCAUGGCCGCAAAACAUGGUCUGGAAGGCAUCGAACUUUUCUACGAAGAUCUGGCCGACUACGCCAAAUCUCAGUCUGCUUCGGAUCUGCUGGCAGCCGCAGCCUCUAUUCGCGAUUUGUGCUCGUCUCUCAAGCUCGAAAUCAUAUGCCUGCAGCCUUUCAUGCACUAUGAGGGAUUGCUGGACAGACAAAAGCACAGCGAACGGAUACAGGAGAUGAAACUAUGGAUGGAGUUGGCGCAUGUAUUACGAACCGAUAUCGUACAAGUGCCCUCAUCAUUCCUGCCGCGCGAUAAGAUAUCUUCGGAUGUUAAUUUAAUAGUCAGCGACCUCCAAGAGAUCGCAGACCUCGGGCUUCAACAAACACCUGUCAUCCGGUUCGCAUACGAAAGCCUAUGCUGGGGAACAUACGUGGACAAAUGGGAGGCCUGCUGGGAUAUCAUUCAACGUGUUGACCGGACAAAUUUUGGCAUCUGCCUCGACAGCUUCAACAUCCUCGGCAGGAUAUAUGCGGAUCCUACUUCCGAAACGGGAAUGAAUGAAGGGGCUGAGCAAGAAGUUCGCGAGUCCAUACAACGACUCGUCCAACAAAUCAAACCACAUAGAGAGAAGAUUUUCUUUAUUCAGAUCGUCGACGCUGAACGUCUGGAACACCCUCUGGCACCUGGCCACGCGUUUUACGAUUCCGAGCAACCGGCUCGCAUGUCAUGGAGCAGGAACUGCAGGCUAUUCUACGGCGAGAAAGAUCAUGGCGCGUAUUUGCCUGUUAAAGAUGUCGCUCAUGCUAUUAUCAAGGACAUCGGGUACGAUGGGUGGGUCAGCAUGGAACUGUUCAAUCGUGUUAUGAACAAAAAAGACGAAAGUGUCGUAGAAGAGUUGGCUGAGCGGGCUGCGAUUGCGUGGGAGAAGAUGCUCUUUGAUUUGCAGCUUGACAAUGGCCUGGUUCGUGAACGAGCAAAAUCCGGCCAGGCUAAGUUGAGUAGCGGAGGCGUUGAUGAGGUAGCACGCUUGUAGAGUGUAGGGGCGGGAUGUUUCAUGACGCCGCGAUGUGUCCGUCUAAUCAUAUCGUAUCGUUCAUUAAAGUAUAUGAGCUCAAAACAAAGGCAUGAGCCCUGAAUAUAUCAGCUGCGUCAAAAGACGCGCAAUUCCCGGAGACAUACUUUUUCUAUUUUAUGCUCCGAGUCUUUUUGAUAUCGUACCGCCCCGCUCAUCCAGCA
This is a messenger RNA of Dothidotthia symphoricarpi CBS 119687, 1390 nucleotides long. Its product is annotated as 3-dehydroshikimate dehydratase. The record is from RefSeq and is a predicted model, not a curated record. The transcript has a single exon. The coding region runs from base 99 to 1187 and encodes 362 amino acids. Lineage: Eukaryota; Fungi; Ascomycota; Dothideomycetes; Pleosporales; Dothidotthiaceae.